CCCACAUGCACUUUGGAAAGCCUCUCCUCUGCGUUGUGUAUGUUCAACAGGUAGAAUCAUGUUCCCUACUGCACUACCUCCCUUCUCCGAGUCAGACUGUGAGAGAAACAGCCCCUGGUAAUCAUUGCAGAUUUCAUCCACUUCAGACAUGUUUCGUGUGUGGAUCAAACUCUGUCUCCUCUUGCCAGGGGUAAGUAGCUUCAUGAUCCACAACACCCUCCACAGCCUGUGCUUGGAGGACUUCCCCAAGACGGGCCUGGUUCAGCUGAAUAAAUGCAACCUGGACUCAGUUCUCCAGCAGUGGAUCUGGAGGGACCAGAGUCUCCUGGAGCGUGUGGGGACCUCCAGGUGCCUGUCGGCCCACCACUCUGAUCCUGUCCAGACUGUACCCUGUGAGGGGGUAGAGGAUGGGGGACACAGGGAUGAUGGGGGGCUGCGGUGGGGGUGUGAGUUGAACAGGCUGAUCAGUCAGAACAGUUCUCUGGAGCUCUCCACAGACGGGAAACGACUGACGCUGUCCCACAGGAGCAAGCAGACCAAGUGGAGGUCUCUGGAUGAAGGGGAUAUAUGCCAGGAGAGGCUCAGAUCCAAAAGGGCAUCGAGCGAUCCCGAUGAGUUUGAGGUGAAACCUGCGAAAGAGCAGAAAGCGGGGCCUCCUGGUAUGACCGAUGAACAGAAAGAAUUCCUCAGAUGGUUCUAUCGCACUGAGGACCCAACUCCCUGGAAGUUUGCGAUGCUGGCUCUGUCCUUCGCUGCCCUUCUGCUGGGCUGUCUGCUUCUGGGAAUGGGCUCCAUGGCGAACAAAAACAGGAAUAAGAUAGCCAAGUACAAGGCGGCGGCUCUGGCCAUGAAGCCGGAGGCGGAAGAACUACAGGUCAUCAUCACGGAAGUUGGAGGUCAAAGAACUAACUCAGAGGUCAAACCCGUCAACAGCGCCUCUGUCCAGGUCAGUAUGAGCCAAUCUGAGAUCCCAGUGAGCCAGGCCAAGCCCCUCCAGGACAAUGGGGAGGUAGAGGGGCUCAAACCGGGGACAUUGUGGUGACCUGGAAUGACGGGAACGUGUCCAGCCUGUACCCCGAGCCUGAGGGGGAAGUGGAGGUGUUGGCGGAGGUAGAGAAAGAAGAGGUAGUUGAGGUAGAGAAAGAAAAGGUGGUGGAGGAGUUAGAGAAAGAGGAGGCAGAAGAGGGAGUGGUGGUAGAGGGAUGAAGGAGAGAGAUAUAACAGCCACGUUCCUCAUUACUGCUCCUCUGCAGAGGCAGAACAGAAACUCCUAUUUACUUAGGCAUAACUGUCAUUUUAAGUUGUUUUAUUUUGACCUGUAACUUAAACAACCACUGUCUGUUUAAUUACUGUAAUGCCCUUUUACACUACU
Molecule: messenger RNA, 1372 nt
Organism: Oncorhynchus tshawytscha (Chinook salmon)
Lineage: Eukaryota; Metazoa; Chordata; Actinopteri; Salmoniformes; Salmonidae
Exons: 6
Coding region: 149-1042 (297 amino acids)
Biological process (GO): bile acid and bile salt transport
Cellular component (GO): plasma membrane
Molecular function (GO): protein heterodimerization activity; transmembrane transporter activity
Source: RefSeq, a predicted model, not a curated record